Magallana angulata is the source of this 1238-nucleotide messenger RNA. RefSeq names its product neurocalcin homolog. NCBI's taxonomy places the organism in Eukaryota, Metazoa, Mollusca, Bivalvia, Ostreida, Ostreidae. Gene Ontology annotation, molecular function: calcium ion binding. The coding region runs from base 490 to 1053 and encodes 187 amino acids. The transcript has 3 exons. The record is from RefSeq and is a predicted model, not a curated record.
CUGCAACACUGUCUCCCCUUCCUAUGAUCUCUGUUGCAUUGGGAGAAAGAAAGGCGCAUUGUGUUAAAUUUCAAAUUAUCGGAUUAUAAUGGGUUUGUCGUGUUAUAGAAGCGGAUAGACAUUUACUGUGUGACAGGAAGGACCCAUGUUAAUUGUUGUGUUUAAUCGUUAUAUAUAUAGAUGACAUUGAUAGAAAGGGUUCAGGAAUAGGUAUAGAACUGCGGGACGGGUCUGUAAACAAAACGUCCCUCUGUAUAAAUGGAGUUCCAGCUGUAAGGCCACGAAUGACAUAUCUGUUCAUUGGGGAUUUUAAAUCGAUGCCUGAACUUCUGUCCCAACACGCUCAUGUUUAUCCUUUAUAAUAAUUAAUUACAUUUGAUCUGAUUGAAUUAGACGGUUCCUUGACAGUGUUGUUUUCUUUGUGAGUAACGAUUCAUUUGUUGGUUUAAAGAGGAAAUAAAGAGAACUCGGAAAACAGCAAAUAGUAACAUGGGGAAACAAAACAGUAAACUAAAACCGGAAGUGCUUGCUGAUCUGAACUUGAACACAAACUUUAAUAAAGAGGAAAUUCAGGAAUGGUACAAGGGAUUCAUCAAGGACUGCCCUAGCGGAAGCUUAAGCAUAGAAGAAUUUAAAAGUAUCUACUCCGAAUUAUUUCCUCUGGGUGAUGCCUCGAAGUUCGCGGAACACGUAUUCAGAGCAUUUGACGAAAACAAAGACGGUACCCUAGAUUUUAGGGAGUUUAUGUGUGCAUUGAACGUAUCAUCCCGAGGUACUCUGGAGCAGAAAAUCCACUUUGCCUUCCGUAUUUACGACCUUGAUGGAGAUGGAUAUAUCUCAAAAAACGAAAUGUGUGAGAUAAUCAAAGCAAUUUAUAAGAUGGUUGGACCAGCCAUGAAGGACGAUGAGCAAGAACAAACUCCGGAGAAAAGAACGGAAGUGCUGUUUGAAAAGAUGGACAAGAAUAUGGACAAGCUCCUUUCGUUGUCUGAGUUUAUAGAGGGGGUAAAAGGAGAUUCCACCAUUGUCAAAUUUUUACAGUGUGACAUCUAACAAUUCGACAGCUAAGGAUAUUCCAAAUGAACUGUUUGUUAUCGUCUAAAUAAACUGAUCUUAUGUUAUUCGUUAUUCUUUAUUGCAUAUUAUCGUUUCUGAAAUUGUUUUUGUAGAAAAAUUGUGAAACAUUAUCAUAUAUUCAUUCUGAAAAACAAGGAUUGCUUAUGACAUUUCAAAAAGUC